AUGUUAAAAUUAAUAAAUCCAUUAAUUAAUUUACCUACACCGUCUAAUAUUUCGUUUAUAUGAAAUUUUGGGUCAUUAUUAGGUAUUUGUUUAUUCACUCAAAUUAUAACAGGUUUAUUUUUAGCUAUAAAUUUUUCAAGAGAUAUUUCUACUGCAUUUUCUAUAAUUUCUCAUAUUCAACGAGAUGUUAAUUACGGAUGAUUAAUUCGCUCUAUUCACGCUAAUGGUGCAUCAAUUUUUUUUAUUUUCAUAUAUAUUCACGUAGCACGUGGAAUUUAUUAUUCAUCUUUUUAUUUUAAAAAAGUAUGAAUAUCAGGAAUCAUAAUCAUAUUUAUUUUGAUAGCAACAGCAUUUUUAGGUUAUAUUUUACCUUGAGGUCAAAUAUCUUUUUGGGGGGCUACUGUAAUUACAAAUUUAAUUUCAGCUAUUCCAUAUAUCGGUAUUUCAAUUACUUAUUGAAUUUGAGGAGGGUUUUCAGUUGACAACAAUACUUUAAUUCGUUUUUUUACUUUACAUUUCAUUCUGCCUUUUAUAUUAUUAAUAUUAACAAUAAUUCAUAUUAUACUUAUUCAUGAAAAAGGCUCAAGAAAUCCCUUAGGAGUAACAAUAAAUUUAGAUAAAAUUCCUUUUCAUCCUUAUUUUACAAUUAAAGAUUUAUUAGGGAUUUUUUUAGUAAUUAUAAUAUUUUCAUAUUUAAUUAUUAUUAACCCUUACAAAUUUAUAGAUGCAGAAAAUUUUAAUAUUGCAAACCCAAUAAUCACUCCACCUCAUAUUCAACCUGAAUGAUAUUUUCUUUUUGCUUAUGCUAUUUUACGAUCAAUUCCUAAUAAACUUGGGGGAGUGAUUGCAUUAUUAAUAUCUAUUGUUAUUAUUAUUAGAUUUUCAUUUUCAAUAAAAAAUAAAAUAUCUUCUUUUUAUUUCAACAUCAUAUUUAAAAUUAUAUUUUGAUUAUUAAUUAAUUGUUUUUUUUUACUAACUUAUUUGGGAGCUAUACCUAUUGAAUAUCCUUUUGAUUUAAUAAGAAAAAUUGUAACAAUUCUUUAUUUUAUAAUUUUUAUUAUAAUUCCUUUAACAU
Rhipicephalus microplus (southern cattle tick) is the source of this 1075-nucleotide messenger RNA. The record is from the annotation of a RefSeq genome assembly. NCBI's taxonomy places the organism in Eukaryota, Metazoa, Arthropoda, Arachnida, Ixodida, Ixodidae.